ACAGAAGAACAGCGUUUUUAAUCUUUCCGAAGUAGAUUGUCAGAUUUAUCUUCACACGUGCAUUUCCUCAUUUCUCGCACCAGUUUAGCUCCAUUAAUUCGGCGUUUUUUGCUACUCGGCGUUGGUUUUUUGGUUGAUGGUCAGGUUAAUUGAUCGUAUUGCACAAUUUCGACUGUUCCUUUCUGCACCUGUCAAUUCGGCUUUAUGAACCGUUAGCAGAGCUGAAAUUAAAUGUUGUUUUAGCUGCAUUUUGGAUAUUGUCAUGGAAUGUUUAAUGUAGUUUCUAGACAUCGGUUUAAUAAUCACGUAAUAUCACCUACAGGGAGUUUAUCUGCACGAUCUCACUAUAAAGAUGAUCUUAAAAUAGGUAUUUAUGGACUGGAGCUUGGUUUCACGCUGUAAGAGUAUUUCUAAGUCUACCUGUAUGAAGUAAGGGAUAUAAAAAUAGAAUUUAAAUCUAGGUUGUUGGAAUAACUUUAAAUUUACACAUCCCACUGGAGUCAGAGUCCCUCAUUGGACGGUUUCUUACCUGUACUCUCCCCCUCGUACGUAUCAGCCAAUAAAAUAAACUAAACCCAUAAAUUUAUAUAUUUUUAGACACCGUUAUGAGGCAUGAUGUGUGUGAGCCGAGGGGCUGGAAAGCACCUUUUUUUCUCCUGCUGACGACACGACGGUGACUCUGCGCGUCCGUACAGGAGCCAUCAUCAUCAUCAUGUUUACCUGAACGCGGAUAACGGGGCUGACAAAUGGCCUAGAAAUAGACUGAAAUAACACCUGCGGCUGUCGACCGUUAACGGAACAGGAUCUUUUCGUCGUUUCCUAAAGGCUCUGUGUUUCGCGAGGAGCCAGGAAAACCGCUCCAAAUGUCAACUUGUGCAGUGACAAACUUCAACAAUGGCUUGGAGGCCAGUUCAGACUCUGAUGAUGAGGACAAGCUACACAUUGUGGAGGAGGACAGCCUGCAGGAGCCUGAGGUCGCCAGUGCAGAUGGCGCCGCUCUGCAGGACAGCCAUGACACCACCGCCGCAACAGUAUUACCCCACAAUGGCUCCUUGAACGGAGUGAAAGAAGAGUGUGUGUCAGAAGAAGAGGAGGAGGAGGAGCAGGAAGAGGAGGAGGCGGUGAAGGAUACUCUAGUGGAGGAGAUUCUCCAGCAGGGAGACACAGCCAUCAUCUAUCCUGAAGCCCCUGAAGAUGAGCAAAGUCCAGCAGAGACAGGAGGCGCUGAUGAAAACGGCACACCAGAUACCUUCUCCCAGCUGCACACUUGCCCCUACUGCUCCCGGGGCUACAAGCGCAACGCCUCGCUGAAGGAGCACAUCAAGUAUCGGCACGAGACCAGCGAGGACAACUACAGCUGCUCGCACUGCAGCUACACCUUCACCUACCGCUCGCAGCUGGAGAGGCACAUGAGCCACCACAGGGGCACCAGGGAGCAGCGUCACAUUUCCCAGUCGACAGCAGGAUUAGGAGGAACAGGUGGAACCCGCAAGUUCAAGUGUACCGAAUGUUCCAAGGCCUUCAAGUACAAGCACCACCUGAAGGAGCACCUGCGCAUUCACAGCGGUGAGAAACCAUAUGAGUGUUCAAACUGCAAGAAGCGAUUCUCCCACUCAGGCUCCUACAGCUCCCACAUCAGCAGUAAGAAAUGUGUGGGUGCAGCACCUCCUAAUGGCGUUCCUCGAACGUUCAUCAAAUCCCCGCCAAUCAUCACCCAAACCGCACCGAUCAUAAUUGCUCCGGCCCGUGGGAUUUUUAAAGAGAAGACUGACAGCAAACCGCUCCAGGAGCAGCUCCCCGUCACCCAGAUCAAAUCUGAACCUGUGGAAUACGAGUGCAAAACGGUGAUGGCUGCACCGGCAACUUCAGCUGGUACCAACGGCGUGGUGAACGGAGGGACAGCACAGCCAGCUGUGGUUCCAGCUGCUACCUUGCCUCAGGGUGUGGCUAUGGUCGUACCAACGGUCGGCCUGAUGUCGCCCAUCAGCAUCAAUCUGAAUGACUUGCAGAACGUGCUCAAGGUGGCGAUGGACGGGAACGUGCUCAGGCAGGUGCUGGGUACAGCUAACGGGGUGGUGACGCAGGGGAAGCAGGGGAUUGUAGUCCAGCAGCCCCAGCAGCAGAUCAUCAGCCUGCCGGCCUUUGUGGAUCACGACGGCACCACAAAGAUAAUCAUCAACUACAGCAUCAGCCCUGCAGCCGCCACCACUGCCACUACCCAGCCUGCACCGCUCGUUGCCAAACCCGAUCCGUCUCCCACUGUGACCGCUGCUGCAGCCCCAACCCCCACCAAAACAGACAAGCCCUCAACCGCGGAGGUGGCCGACCUCAGCAUCGUAAAGACGGAGCCAGAGUCAGUGUCCAUCAUGGAGACAGAGACAGUCACGCAGACAGAAAAGAAAAGUGUUAAGACUUCCGAUGCCCAAACAGCUCAGAUGCCAAAAGUCAGCAGCACCAGUACAUGUUUACUAUGUGACGACUGUCCCGACAACCUGGAGGCGGUACACCUCCUCCAGCACCGCAAAGCAGCCAACGGGGAGGCUGUCGACUCUGCAGCUUUGGACCCCUCCUUCGCUGCUCUGCUGAGCGAGGCAGGGGUGACGCUGGAGGAGCCACCCGUGGACGACCUCCUGUCACUCCUCAAGACCUACUUCGCCUCCAACGCCAACCCCAGCGAGGAGGAGCUGAGUAAGAUCUCAGAGUCCGUCAGUAUUCCCGUGGAUGUGGUCAAAAAGUGGUUUGCCAAGAUGAACUCUGGGAAAAGUGUGGGCAAAGACCGCAAUAACGCUACGGCGGUUUCCAAAAAGACCGAAACCACAAAUUCAAGCUCUGAGGAUCCCUCAAUUCAGAAUGGAGAGGCAGAGGAAGACGGCAUCCAAGAAACAUCCAACAAAGGCUCAUCAGAAUGCGGCAGCGCUUCUCCAUCAGACUCCUCACCACUAAGCCUCAACACUGGGGACCUGGUCAUCGUUAAAAAGGAGCCAGAUGACCCAGAGGCCCCGGACUCCCAGGCAGAGCCGCUCGACCUCUCCCUCCCUAAACAUAUCAUGUCGGCAUUGGAAACAAAUGCAGCCGCGCCCCCCGCCAAGCAGCAGGAACAACCCCUGAACCUGACCUGCCUGAGGAAGGAGCAGCUGGAGAGUCGAACCAUCUACGUCACCGCGCCUCAGACGGGAAGACCUGUCAACAUCGUCACUGCUGCACAGCUGCCCACGCUAGUGGCCAUCGCUGGGCAGGGCACGGUGGGCUGUCUCAGCGCGAUCAACACGACAGCAAAACGCACCAUCCUCAUCCCCCAGCUCACCUACACCUACGCCACUACAGCCGGCAAUGCCACUGGAGCAAAGACCGUCGUGCUGAACGGCCAUAAGCAGGACAAGAAGCCGGACAGCAGCUCCGAUGGCGUUUCCGCAGUGGAGGAGCAGAAUGACUCCGAUUCGGCCGCGGUGAUGAAGAAGCGACGGCUGGAAAAUGGCGUCUACCCCUGUGACCUUUGCUCCAAAGUCUUCCAGAAGGGCAGCUCUCUGCUCAGGCACAAAUAUGAACACACAGGAAAACGUCCCCAUGAGUGCAACAUCUGCAAGAAGGCCUUCAAACACAAGCACCACCUGAUCGAACACUCGAGGCUGCACUCCGGCGAGAAACCCUACCAGUGUGAUAAGUGCGGGAAGCGUUUCUCCCACUCUGGCUCUUACUCCCAGCACAUGAACCACCGCUACUCCUACUGCAAGAAGGACGGGCCAAACUCCGGCUCCGGAUCCAGUUCAGGGCCCCGUAGGGUUCACACAGAGCUGGGCAGCCCAGGUGCCGGACCACAGUCAGACAGUCGGACCACGACCCCGCCCUCCCAACUGGACUCGGACGAGAGAGAGAGCGAGGAGGAGGAGGAGGACGAUGAGGCCAUGUGCAUGGACGACAUCCGGGUCGUGCAGGUGGACGACGGCGAGUGCGAGAUCUACGAGGGUAACUUUGACGACGAGGAUGAGGACGAGGACGGAGAGGAGAUGGCGGAGGAAGAGAUGACAAGAGAGGGAGGGGCAGGAAGAGAGAAGGAAGACGAGGAGGUCGUUUGUGAUGUGGUGGAGGUCGAGCUGGGGGACGAUCACAUGGAGGACGAAGAGAUGGAAGAAACAGCCGAAGAAAAGGAGGACGCGGCAAGUGCGGACACAGAGGAAAUGGCGGAUUGUGAAGCGGAUACGGACAAAAGCAUCAGGGAGGAGUCAGACGGCGGCGAACCCACGGAGGAAGUGGUGAUGGAUGCCGAAUAGAGGAAGGAUCAUUUCCACAGGACAGCUCCAACGUGUCAGUCGUUAAAGUCGAGCUAACUAAGACAAAACUGCAGAAAAGUCGAGAAAGUCACGGCAGUUGCCUGAUCCUAACGGUCCACUACUGUGUACAAAAACCCCAGGUGUGCCUGAACUUGAAAAAAGAAAAAAGACAAAAACAGUGACUUUUUUUCUCUUGUGGAAAUGAAAUAUCAGUGUUAAAAGUUGUUUAUAGAAGUACAGAUUUUAAAGCAGAACUCACCCACCAACUUGUUAGACUUGUUACUGAGACAUCCCAGGUUGUUUUAUUGUUUGUUUUCAUUUGGUCAGUGUUACUAAUAUUGUUCUCGUUUGAAAACAUUUUAACCUGUAAAGAUGAGAAAGAUUUCUAUACCUUUUUAUUGCCAAUGAAGUUUCCUAAAUCAGUAUUUUAUUGCGUUCUACGAACAAAAACCUCUGCACUACAGUAUUCCUGGUUUACCUAUGGAUACAUGCCUCAUGCAUUGUAUGCCCUUCAAUGUUAUAUACGUACACUAGCUAGCGAGAUGUUGUCCGUGUUAGUGUUAGUCUUUGCUAGCUAGCUUUACUUUUGUUUUCAGUUUGACUGUUAGCCUUAAGGAAAACAAAGUAUUCUUGGGGAGGGUUGUGGGUGGGAUGGGGAGUCUGGGAUGAGAGCGUGGCUUCUGAACGCCAUAACCAAAUUUGUCCUUUCAGGGAAGGUAGAGUCACAACCUCAAAGCCAGCGUCAGGCGCCUGUGUUUUGCGACCCGGCGUAGCCCGUACGGGCGGAGCCUCCAGGUGAAGAUUCAAAAGCGGACUCCGCCCGGCUUGGCUCAGCUGUGGUUCCAAACCCCACGCGCCCAUUCUUACCAAGCUUCUCCUUGUUUUGGUCGACUUUAAGUUCCGAGUCAGUGUUUCAGUGUUAUUAGCGUAUAUAUGAAGUCAAACUGUACGUGAAGGAACAGGGCGGUUUCCUGCUCCACCCCGAUGCCUCCAGCCUUAUGCAAGACCUGUGUGCUGUUAAAAGUGCCAUUGAACAGUGUUAUUAUUUCUUCUUCACACAUGUAGCCAGUAUUAUUUUGUCUCUUAUGUCUGUUUCUUACACAAGACCCAUAUUGACUAAUGUUUGACGACUUGCACAGUACAGCGAAUUUGUCACUGAAAGGUUGAUACUUCCUGUGAAAUUAAUUUGGAAUAUUUUAGAGGCCUUCUCAGUAUUUGCACCACAUGUAAAAGCUGGGAAACACAGUAUUAGGGCUUCAGUUCAUAUAUAUAUAUAUAUAUAUUUUUUUUUUUUUGUAUUGAGUAAUUGUUUAGUCUAUCAAAUGUCUUUUUUGUCCAAACAGCAGUCUGAAAAUUAGAUGUAGUUUACAAUUACAUAAAAACAUAAAAGAGCAGCAAAACAUCACAGAGGAAAAGUUGGAAACAGAAUUUUUGCUUGAAAAAUGACAACGGCCGACUUCCUGUUUCAGCUCUACGUGAAUGUGUGGGACCGCGUUGAGACACACAGUCCACACUGAGCUUACCUGUGGAUAUGAAAUGCCUUGUAAACUUGAGAUAAUCAGUUUCCCGCCGAGGCUGAAAGUUUUAAAAUGAGAGCUGAAAUGUUGUUGACUUCGUGCCACAAGUCAAACUAGUCAGAGAUGUUUACAAAAAAGAACUGUUUAAAAAGUUCUGUCGAGGUUGAUUGAAAUAGUCCAAACUCCAACUUGACACUCAGCUGGCUCAGGAAGAAAUUGAAAAAUACACAAAACCAAGAUCAGUUCGAAGUAGAAACAGGAAGGAUUUUACAGUAAUUAGAAGUUUUAUUCUGCCUCGUGCACUUGUUUUCUGGUAGUAUAAAAGAAAAAAAAUUGUGGCAAGCCCGCCCGCACUUCAGGUAACAAAUGUUAGUGAAUGUGGUUUCUGUUUAAGUGUUCUCAGUUGGUUUUACCGAACAGUGUUUAUGGUUUUAGUCUGUUUUUUGUUUUUGUCUUUAUUCGUGUCCUCUGUUAUGUUUUUUCAACAAUGGCAGUAUUAGAACCCUUUUCACAGAUUAAAAAACAAAAACAAAAACUGUAUCUGUUUAGUUUUUAGAGGACUUUUUUAUAUUUAUGUGUCUUAUUUUUAUAUUUUCUUUUAUGGUUAUUUAUUACACAUUGUAGUGUACAUUACUGUAGUUUGAAUUGAUACAAUAAUAUAUUUUAGUAUGAAAAAUAAUCUCAAGACAAACAAAAAAAAACAAAACAAAAAAACACCCAAAAUAUGGUUCUGGGAGCUGAAGUUUGUUUUAACAAAAAAAAAACAAAAACAAAAAAAAAAAACCAACAUGUAUUCUGUAAACAUGACUUCUGUUUUAAGCUAAAAAAAAGAAAAAAGACAGGAAUGAAGUGAGAAAUAGAAACUGUUACAUGUGCAUCCGCUCUGCGUCGUUAUGAAGCUACUGAAUCCUAAAACUCUGUGAUUUUAAAAGCAUGAGUCGUCGCCGUUUUAAUGAAGGAUCUCGUUAUGAAGCCGUUACUCCUCCCUUUUUAUUUCCAAGCCAAAAUUUAGAUCAUCCCGCCACCGUGUUUUCUGUUCUGUGCCAACUUGCUCCAUUGUACUGUCGAAGGCUGCAUAUCGUUCGUUUGUCCUCACCCUUUGUAAAUUCACUGUCUUUUUGUAUUGUUUUUAUUUUAGUUUUGCUCCAUUUUUAUGACUCCCCAUCACAAUAAAAUAUAAGACUGCA
Scatophagus argus is the source of this 6972-nucleotide messenger RNA. Its product is annotated as zinc finger E-box-binding homeobox 1-like. The coding region runs from base 864 to 4268 and encodes 1134 amino acids. Lineage: Eukaryota; Metazoa; Chordata; Actinopteri; Scatophagidae. The transcript is spliced from 8 exons. Gene Ontology annotation, molecular function: DNA-binding transcription factor activity, RNA polymerase II-specific; RNA polymerase II cis-regulatory region sequence-specific DNA binding. Gene Ontology annotation, biological process: regulation of transcription by RNA polymerase II; anatomical structure development. The record is from RefSeq and is a predicted model, not a curated record.